Molecule: messenger RNA, 1028 nt
Organism: Trametes versicolor FP-101664 SS1
Lineage: Eukaryota; Fungi; Basidiomycota; Agaricomycetes; Polyporales; Polyporaceae
Exons: 2
Coding region: 128-943 (271 amino acids)
Source: RefSeq, a predicted model, not a curated record
CUGCGGCUUACCGACGACUGCUCGGAACACAUGCAAUCACGUCCGUAAUACACCCGCAGCCUUCCAGGCAUCGCCAGGCCACGACUACUAGGACGCCGAGGACAGCUUGCUCCACCAGCGCACCCCCAUGGCCUCCGACUCAGGCAACGGCGGCGGCAACAGCUCGCAGUUCCUCACGUCGGGGAGCUCCGCGCUCAUCCUCGCAUUCCUCGCGAUCGGGCUCUUCGUCGGCGGGCUGCUCGUCAUGUUCGCGAUGCGGCGGUACGUCGUGCUCAGCCGCCGCAGGGCCGGGUUGUGGGAGCCCGCGGGCGCGGGCCCGUGGAACUGGGAGGACACGACGUACGGGAUGGAGCCGCUUUUCACGAUCACCGUCGGACGGAGUCUCCAGCGUAGGCAGGAGAGGGGGUUUGGUGCUCGGCCAGAGCUGCUGGACGUGCAUGCGGCCAAGGCCGCGAGCGAUAGUUGGGAGGACAUCAUGCCCGUCUCCGUCACGGAAGUAGUUGAACAGACACCAUCUGUGCCUGAACUCUCUGCACGAGAGCAGCACGACGCCGACAGAACGGAGGCUGUUGAUGUUCCCCCGGCGCACGCCUCGUCCGGAUACCUACGCCCCUUCGCCAUCGGCGUUCACGACUUUGUAACGCAAAUACGACCCUCGAGGCGGCGCACCUCUCCAUCUUCAUCUCCAUCUCCAACUCCCGCGCCAUCUACAGCCCUAUCGUCGUCCUCCCCACCACCUCCCGCGCUCGAGUCUUCUAUGUCCACGCCUGCGGGCGCAAGUGCCCCCUAUCUGCGCGUUGUGUUGGCGAUUGCGAUGCCCACACAGCAACGAUGUACAUCCGGUGUCCCGCAAUACGCCUUGGGAAUUUCUGACGUUAAAUGGAUUGGCGAACCUGCCGAAGAUCUACAGCGGGGAACGGGGGACGCUGGUACGGGUGGCUGAAGUUGUGCCAUGUCUGAUUAUUAUAUAUCUGUGACGAUUUUAGUGUAGAGUAUCUUGUAUCCGUGGCCCCCACUCUUCAACUUCA